Messenger RNA from Phaeoacremonium minimum UCRPA7, 327 nucleotides. RefSeq names its product putative pre-mrna splicing factor ini1 protein. The record is from RefSeq and is a predicted model, not a curated record. The transcript has 3 exons. Bases 1 to 327 code for a protein of 108 amino acids. Gene Ontology annotation, biological process: mRNA splicing, via spliceosome. NCBI's taxonomy places the organism in Eukaryota, Fungi, Ascomycota, Sordariomycetes, Togniniales, Togniniaceae. Gene Ontology annotation, cellular component: catalytic step 2 spliceosome; U2 snRNP; precatalytic spliceosome.
AUGUCUCGCCAUCAUCCAGAUCUAGUAAUGUGCCGAAAGCAAGCCGGCAUCGCCAUCGGCCGGCUAUGCGACAAGUGCGACGGCAAAUGCCCCGUGUGCGACUCCUACGUGCGCCCGACGACCCUCGUCAGGAUAUGCGACGAGUGCAGCUUUGGCAACUACCAAAAUAAGUGUGUCGUCUGCGGCGGCGAGGGCAUUUCGGAUGCAUUCUACUGCUUCGAGUGUACGCGGCUCGAGAAGGACAGAGACGGUUGUCCCAAGAUUAUAAAUCUGGGUAGUUCGAGAACAGACUUAUUCUACCAAAAGAAAACGAAUCGGACAUAUUAG